Molecule: messenger RNA, 4671 nt
Organism: Brassica rapa (field mustard)
Lineage: Eukaryota; Viridiplantae; Streptophyta; Magnoliopsida; Brassicales; Brassicaceae
Product: NAC domain-containing protein 75
Biological process (GO): regulation of DNA-templated transcription
Cellular component (GO): nucleus
Molecular function (GO): DNA-binding transcription factor activity; transcription cis-regulatory region binding
Source: RefSeq, a predicted model, not a curated record
AUUUCCUUGCUUCAUGCUUGCGUAUUAUUUAUGUGUUUUCAUACCAAGUUCUUUUUUUUUGCUUAAAUAAAAUAAUGUUCUUAAAUAGGUAAAAUAGCAUUUCAUGCUCGUCUGUCAGAUUGCUAGCGGAAAUUCUACUUCUUUUUCUUUUUCCCUUUCCGGAAAGAAGAAUAAAAAUUCGAAAUCUAAUCAGUUUCCCCUUAGAGAAGCUUAAUUAUAGAAAAAGAAGAAUAUACAUACAUAAGUUACAAAAUAUAUAUAUAUAUAUAUACAUACAUACGUACAUACAUACACUCUCAGUGUCGCACAUUUACAUGUAUAUGUGUAUAUGUAUUGGGACAGCCUAUGCAGUAUUCUCGUGUAUGUAUGGUCUAGAAAGUGAAAGGAAAGGUGACAAUGAAGGAUGGGAAAACGAACGUUGAACUGAUAACUAGUUUCAUUAAUUCUUUUGGCCAAUAGUCAAAUUCCAAAAGCAGAAAUUUAAAAAAAAUGCCAAGUGUGAUGGAAAUGGUAAAUUAAAAUCGUAUAAUGAAUGUUUGGUGGAUUUAUUAAAUUUUUAGUCCUUUGAUCCUCGACUAAGAAUUUUCGGUAUCUGGAAUAUGAUCGAUCAGGUGACAUUUUUUUUUUUUUUUUGGUAAUAAUGUUAAAAUAUUAUACCAAGAUUUUUCGGUUUACAAAAGUUGUGGAAACCCACUUAUUUGGAGAGGAGAUUACAGAAGAAACAAGAGAAGACAACAAGACAUAGAAACAAAAGAGCAAGCUACAGUCCUGAUGGUAGUAGCGAGAGAUAAACCUGCAGCAGAGUAGAGGCAGGUGUCGGAGGCUGGGUGGAGAUGAGGCGGUCCCGAAGGAGGCGAUGGACUUGAGCUUUGACGCCGGCUUCAGUCGAAGAGGUCUGCUGGAAGAUGUGAAGGUUUUGAUCAGGUAACAUAUCAUGGUUGUUGUAUACAUUAUUGAGACAAUGCGUGGAAUAUCCUUAAUUAAAGUUCAAAUUUUCUGAAUGCCCAUAAUUAUGGAUAAUCCAAAAAGAAGUAAUUUUUUGACACUGUGCGGAUGAAAAUGCCCUUAUGCUUUGUCGAAAACAAGUAACUCUAGAUCUAUCAGCUAAAUAUUUACAUAGCAGGUAACAAUCUACAUACCAAUUAACAUAUCCACUAAUAAUUUUAAUAUCAUCUAACAAUCUAUGUAUCAAACAAAUGUAUCGACUAACAAAUCAUUUAUCAGUUAAUGAAACUAUUAACAAUUAAUUAGUUAUUUAUUAAAUAACUCCAAAUCUGUUUGUAAUAGCUAACACUUCAUGUAUCGAUUAAGAAUCUAUUAAAAUCUAAAUAAUAGCAGGUAAGUAAUAAAAUACUUGCUAACGUAUAUAUUAUAUAAAAGUUGAUUGUGAUUCGAAAUUGUAAACAUUAGAAUUGGAGUGAGAUAAUAAGAUUAGCAUUAUAGGUGUCAAAAGAAUCAGAAUAAAAAAAUAAAGAUUUGUGUUGAAUUAGAAGAUGAUUUGAAGAAUUUGUACGAGAGAUAAAGAGAUUAAAACACAUAAAAGGGAGAAAAGAGAAAUAUAGAGACAAAGAUAUUAUAGUCAUUAAAAAUAUUAAAAAACAAAAUUAUACGGCAAAUUACAUGGGUUUCUGGGUCAUUUACCUCAAUUACUCUACAUUAUUUACCCAGGCACAAACCACAGCAUGCAUAGCUAUGUUAUAUUUAAAUAAGUCUUUUCCGAUAACAUUUACAUACACAACACCGAAGACAGUAUUUGAAACAGAGUACAAUACAGAAUUACGAUUUGAGAAACGGAAACGUAAUCAAAUCUAUUGAAAUGAUGGGGAAUACAUGUGUUUCCAGAGAAUAUUUAAUUUAUAAACGAAAUAAUCUUUAUCGAUUCUUAAGUUAAUCUUAUUGAACUACAGCUAAUAAAUUAUUCUCGUCUCACACAUAACUCGAGCGGAAUUUUUUUUUUCUUUUUCCUUUCUCUUUUACAAAGGGAGCAAGAUGUGAAACCUAAUAAUCAUGAGAUUUUUACCAAAAAAAUAAUAAUAAUCAUGAGAUCAAAUAAAUCAUAACCGUUAUAUAUGUUGUUCAAACAAAUCUGCGGAUGGGCCCCAUCUCCCGACAUUAUCAUUGGACCCACAUCAAUGUAGGAAGUCCAAAGAAACCAAAACAAAUUAAUUUCCUCCUGUAUACAGUAAAUCAAAUAACGUGGCCAAAGUAAAAAAGAGAAAGAUUCGUAAAACAUGUGUUUGCCUUAUAAUCCAAAGAGAUUAUCCUUAAAUGCUUUUUCCUAUAUUCUUUAUCUGCAUUCUUUAGAAUAUAAUAUUUUUAUAUAAUAUGCUGUUUGAUUAAUUAAUCCGGAAUUAAGCUCAAAAGUUAGUCAUGUCAAAUGAUUUAAUCAAUUAACUAAUGAAAAUGUCCUAACUCAAAUUUAACUAAAACACGUAAAACGAGAUGGAAUCUCCGAAGGUUCCCUAUUCAUCAAAACCUCUUUUUUAUACAAAAAUAUAAUAAUUUACAUCUCAAUCACAAUAUUGAGAAACAAGUAUAUCCUUUUAUGAACGAUAAUAGAGAUUGUACUAGAAAAUAGGGAUUUACAAAAAGUAGAAUACUGAAAACAGAAUUAAAUCUUAAUCAGUUCAUAAAAUGUUAUUUUAUUCACAAUAUCCUGAACUUGCGUUGUUUGCGCAAGAGCUAUUGUACAUAUAUAUAUACGGCUGUAGAAUGUAUAUACGUAUACUUUACGUCACUAGAGAAAAUAAAAAUAAAAACAGAAAGAAAAUACAUAAAUAGGUUUGGUCAAGUCAUCGAGGACUCGCAGACGACAAGACAGAGUAAAAUUAGGGUUUAACCUUUUCAGUCUCAACUCCUUUUAUUUCCUUUACUCUUCUUCUUCCUCUUUCUUCUUCCUUUCUUUAUCUACUUGACAUAGAUUUUCCAGUACUUAAAGUCGUAUCCACAUGUGUUUCUGUGUCUCUCUGCAACCAAAAAGAAAUAGUUAUAAUAAUUAAACUUUGUUCAAAUCAUAAAUAUACACUUACAAUAAGUUGUUCAUAUAAAGACAUAUAUUAUAAUCUCUAGCUAUAUAUAUAUUGAGAUCACUCCCGUCUUUAUCAAAUUCUUCUACUUGUCUUCCACUUUUAGUUCAGUCGAUCUGAUAUGACUCGGAUCAAUCUCUCGUACUGAAUUAUACCAAUCAUCUUCGCUUUCGAACACGGUAAUGAAGAAUACAUGUAACCUCAUUGAUUCAAAGCUCGAGGAACAUCAUUAUCUUUGCGGAUCAAAGCAUUGUCCUGGAUGUGGCCGCAUGAUUCAAGCCGCUACUAAACCAAAUUGGUUUGGACUGCCGGCGGGAGUGAAAUUUGAUCCGACGGACCAAGAGCUUGUUGAGCAUUUAGAAGCAAAAGUGAAGGGAAAAGAAGGAAAUAAGAAAUGGUUUCCGUCUCAUCCACUUAUAGAUGAGUUCAUCCCAACCAUUGACGGAGAAGAUGGGAUCUGUUACACUCACCCACAGAAGCUUCCAGGGGUAACAAAAGAUGGUUUAAGCAAACACUUCUUCCACAAACCAUCAAGAGCUUACACAACCGGAACAAGAAAACGACGCAAAAUCAUCCAAACGGAACACGACUCCGAGUUAACCGGAUCGUCAUCCGAAACGAGAUGGCACAAAACCGGCAAAACAAGACCGGUUAUGAUAAACGGUCGACAAAGGGGAUGCAAGAAGAUAUUAGUACUUUACACAAACUUCGGCAAGAAUCGACGACCAGAAAAAACAAACUGGGUGAUGCAUCAAUAUCAUUUAGGGAUUAACGAAGAAGAAAGAGAAGGAGAGCUUGUGGUAUCCAAGAUCUUUUAUCAGACACAACCUAGACAAUGUGUUGGUAAUAUUAGUUGGUCGGAACAAAAUGUUAGUUCCAAGGGCUUGAUAGGAACUGGUGCCGGAGAUGAAAUAUGCGGCGUUGCUGCCGCCUUGCAGAGUCUUGGCUCCGGUGACGUUAUUUCUAGGGUUAAUACGAACCCCUUUACAAGAGCCUUAGAUGAGGGGACAGCCGAAGCUUCGAAGGGAAGAGAAAACCGGCUUGUGUCCGGCACGUGCGAGGAAGUACAUGAUGGGAUCAUAAGAUCAUCGUCAUCAACUUCAUAUCAUAUGAUUCAUGAUCAUAAUCAGCAUCAUCAGACCGGAGAAAGAAGAGAAUUUCACAUACCAUCUUCGUCAUCAUAUCAUGAGUCAAUCUUCAACAUUACAAGUACUGUGCCAUUUCAGCAGCAACAAUUAAGGGGUCGAUCAUCUGGUUCGGGAUUAGAAGACUUAAUCAUGGGUUGCACAUCUACUUGCACAGAAGAGGAAAAUUCAGAAGCAAAUCCACAGCAAAACGCAGACUGGUUAACGUUUCCACCAUCCUGGAACCAAACCGAGACAGAUGGUCAAAACCGGAGAUUUUAACCGAACCAGAAGGAAGCAGAGAAGUCUUGCAAACAAUGGGCUUAGCUUUUGAUCAAUGCUGGAAAUGCUUAGUUAUAUAUAGUCUCUGCCAUUAACUUACGGCAUCAGAGGUCUCUAGACUUUGUAUCUUUUUAAAUUCCUCAACAACCUAUACCACAAGUGACAAUCUUUCAGAAACAAUAGCCUAAACUUUGUAUUAAAAAAACACACAAGUAGAUCAUGUUUUUUUGUUAGCUUCA